AUGCCCCCCAAAAGAACAGCUGCUGGUUCGUCGACACAAGCUACUCAGAAACGUAGGAAAGAAUCCACUUCUUCCGAAUCUGAAGGAGAUGCGGCGCCUAGUACCAGUACUCAGACCGGAAAGUCCGGUACUUCCUCAAAUACAUUGAAAAUUGCAGCUGCUAAGUUGGUACGGAUGGCGUUGUUUGCAGAGUAUCGGACUCUUCCUUUGCGUCGCGAGCAGACGGCGAGGAGCGUUAUACCGUCCGAUGUCAGAGCCUUUCCAGCCGUCCUCGACCGGGCGCAAAUCAUUCUCCGUACGAAAUUCGGUAUGGAGCUAGUCGAACUUCGGUCUCGACACAAAGGCAAUAUGUUCGUCAGUGGGGAUACUCAAUCUCUUCAAACCCAAACCCAAACUCAGAUCGCGAAAAAGAAAGGCAGACCUUCUCUGGCGGCGAUACAGGAAGAGUCGGAAGAUGAAGGGGAGGGAGAGCAACCUCAGACCCAAGCGGCUACCCAGGCGAAAAAGACGACGACUGGAACCAAAACAUAUGUUCUUCGAUCUGUCCUUCCAGCAGAACUAUUGGCACAUAUGUCAAUCCCUGAUCCUCUGCCAUUGAGAGAUGACGACGAGAGAGUAGAGAAUGAAAAACCGGAUAGUGGUGCGUUACUGAGAUGGGAAAAGGCGGCAGGGACAGUGAGUGCCCAUCCGGCGUUGUUAGGAGUGAGAACCGUGGUUUUGUGUUUGGUUCUGUGCUUGGGAAGGGUGGUAGGGGAUGACCACCUUCAUGCCCUUCUUCGUAGACUGAACCUCCAACGAGACACACUCUUACCCUUUACUUCGCCCGAUUCCAAAGAAUCUUAUCUCACUCUGGACAAAUAUCUCGAUCUACUCUCUAAACAGAAUUACCUCGAGAAGAUCAAGUUGCCAUCAACCGGUGGACCCUCUGAACAGACUUAUGAAUGGAGAUGGGGUUCUAGAGAAUCGGAGUUUUCAGAAAAAGACGCAGCGAAGUUCAUUGCGGAUAUUCUGAUAGAUGAGAACCAAGAUGACGAUGAUGAACCAAGACGUACGAGAAACGCCACUCGAGGUGAGGAGAGACCAAGUGUCGUUGAUCAAAGAAAACGUCUUCGGACGGAUAUCGAACGUUCUGCUGGUGGACCUUUGAUGGGGGAUGAUUGGUAG
This is a messenger RNA of Tremella mesenterica DSM 1558, 1164 nucleotides long. RefSeq lists its product as uncharacterized. Gene Ontology annotation, cellular component: nucleus. The record is from RefSeq and is a predicted model, not a curated record. Lineage: Eukaryota; Fungi; Basidiomycota; Tremellomycetes; Tremellales; Tremellaceae. The transcript is spliced from 6 exons. Gene Ontology annotation, biological process: DNA repair. The coding region runs from base 1 to 1164 and encodes 387 amino acids.